AUGGUACAAACUGCGGCCAGGUUCCGCGCACAGAUGGAGACGAAGCAGAAGCAAUGGGAGGAGGUGAGAUGGUUUGCAGAUUGGCUUUGGACCUUCUUUGGAGACAACUUAGAUGUUGUCGACGUCCUCCCCAAGAACGGUGAGAUGCAGCAACGGCAGGCCGCCGAAGCCAGCGAGCAGGCCCAGGCAGCAGAGCAGGCUCGGGUUCAUGCCGAGGAACUUGCGCGUUUGCAGCAUGAGUUCGAGGAGCGACAGAAGAAGGCAGAGGAGGCUGCUCAGCACAAGAUUGAGGAGCUGGAGAAGAAGGCCAAGAAGGCUGCAGCCGAGGAGGAGGGCCACCGCCAGCACGAACUGGCCAUGCAGCGAUUGGAGGAGCAGCUCAUGACGGUGAUGCCUUUAGUGAAGGAGGCAAAUCUCAUCAUCCAGGAGCUGCAGCGGCCACACCGCCUCGAGACAAAGAUGCACUGCGAGCUCUCCGCGGAAGGGAAGAGCGGGGCGGUGAACGUCACAGCGGCGGUGAUGCUGAACGGUGUGCGCCUUUUUGAGUGGAACCCUGAGACCCUCGAGAACAGAGUCUUCAUCUUGCGGGAGCUGCUCCAGCGUGCAGAGGACGAAGGUGUCGAGGCUGUGCAGGACUUGCCCAAUGAGGAAGACCCUCUUUGGGACCCGAUAGAGGUCGAGCGACUCAUCGGAGUGGCCCAGGUCCUGCUGGAAGGGGUCCUUCUUCAAGUCGAGAACAAGGUGGACGCAAGGAUCCUGAGCAGCGAGGGCCAAGCUGCCCCAGACCAAGAUGGAGAGAACGCAACUGAAAGCCGCCAGCAGCGCUUCGUGCUGGAAGAAAGGGGCCUUCAACGGGCCUCCAACUCCUGGGACGUGAUGGUUCCAUGGGCAUCCCCGAUGAAGAGGUUGUUGAAGAUCCGGAGGCGGUUCGGGGCCUCACUUGACAAGGAAGGCGCACGGUUUGGUGGCGCAGCCUCGCAGAUCAAGGGGAGGCUUUCCACAUGUCGGGGCCACAAUGUUCCCUUCGUUCCCUUCGUGUGCCGGGUCAAGUCCGCUGACAAGGCACGCCGAGAGCCUGAGAGGUUUGGCAUGCACGUGGUUCCUGUUGAGGUCCUACUGAGCAUGACGGAACUCCAGACACAUGAAGUUUUGCUGGCCGCUGGCUCCCUUGUGGAUUUCGAUCAGAGCAUGGGGCACGCCAUGUUUGUGUCACACCAAUGGGUGGACUCUCAUCAUCCAGACCCUGACCUGGCACAGUUCAGGAUUUUCCAGGAUGCAUUGCGGAACGCAUUGUCAGGAGCGGCCACCAUUUCGAGCAUCAUCAGCAUAGAGCUCAUCACUGGGACACAGACUUCAAUUUCAGCUCAGGAGCUCUCAUGCAGGCCAGUUUUCAUUUGGUACGACUACUUCUCUUGUCCGCAGUCCACCUACGGUGCGGAGAAUCGCCGGCGGGCCAUCAACAGCAUCCCCGAGUACGUGGGCAGAUGCAAGUACUUUGUGAUUCUCUGCCCUCGUGUGCGCAACACAGGCAACCCGGCAGUGGACCAAUUCUUUCUGAGCAGGCAAACUUGGGAAGGACGAGGAUGGUGUCGCUUGGAACGUCUCGCCCGCGAGCUGAGCACACAUUCCGACACCUACUCGAUUGAAAUCCAAGACCCCGCGCGCCUGGCCCUGGCCCCGAACUUUGAUUGGAUUCAGGCUCCGGUGGGCGAAGGUCGCUUUUCUUUCGCGUCCGACCGCCAGCAGGUCGCACGUGUCCUGAGAAGCAUGAUGCGGAGGAAGCUGAACUUCUAUUUGACACAGGGUGAUCUGCACAACUAUCGCUUGCUUCUGAACUUGCAGCGUGCCCAAUACAGGGGCCUCCCCGUCAACCCGAUCGAUGACCUGGUUCCGGGAUUUUCCUCAGACUUGUGCGACCCAGGUGCUUUCACUGUGGCAAACUUCUUGUUCCAGAAUGGAUUCAGGAGCGUGGAUGAGCGGAGUCCCGAGGGAUGGACGCCAAUCUGCUUUGCGGUUCUGGAUGGCAACCCCUUGCUCGUCGCCUCGCUCCUCGAGCAGCGAGCAGAUGUUGAUGAAAGAAUAUCCCAGACGGAGCAGCUGUGCCAUUUUCCCCCACAAAUGCCGAUUUUGCACAUUUGCUCAUUUCUUCGAAACACUGAAACAGCCAAAGUUCUAAUAAGCCAUAGGGCUGAUGUCGCUGCAACAGAUGGCUACGGGUCGGGUGCUCACCACUGGGCUGCGAUAUCGGACAACGUUGAAGGCAUGGAGAUCUUGUUCGCUGCGGGCUCCAAUGCAGCUGCAGUGAACUUCUUUGGCGCCUCUUCUUGUGUACAGGCCGCUUGCGCCGGGGCGCUGGAGUCCACAAGGAUGCUGCUGCCAAAAGCUUCGAGGCAGCAGGUACAGUAUGCCCUACACCUGGUGAUGCUGCAUCGAGGCGGCUCUGCUGAGAUGGUGUCACGACUAAUCGAAGCAGAAGCUGAUGUGAACGAUCAGCUCGCGACUCCAGUCUUCAGCGUGCUGGGUGUGGUUCUCCGCGGCCUCAGCUUGCGGCAUUCCUGGAGGCCUUCGGCCCUGAGCCGCUAUGCUUACCACCACUUCGGCGCCACGCCGCUCAUGUCCAGCGUGCUGACCAGCUCCUUCGAGGUCACUGCUGUGUUAUUGGCGGCGGGCGCGAGCACAAAGGUGAAGAAUGCUCGAGGCCGAACGGCUGCUGAGCUGGCCUUGGAAGCCUCGGCUCCAGAUCGCGUGGUUGCUGCGCUGCGGUCCGAUGGCGACUCGCUCGACCGGUUUAUCAGUGACUUUGCAAGCAUUGCGCACAACCUAGGUUUCAUCUCAGAGAAGCUCUGA
Molecule: messenger RNA, 2847 nt
Organism: Symbiodinium natans
Lineage: Eukaryota; Dinophyceae; Suessiales; Symbiodiniaceae
Source: the annotation of a GenBank genome assembly